ACUAUUGCUCAGGAGCUGGCAGAGGCCGAGAGCAAGAUUGUCGAAUUAGGAAUCUUUCAGCUAACGUUGAUGAAAAAACUGCGAGAAGAGUUCAAAAACCAUCAGCAAUCUGUGAAAACUGAGGUAGUGACGGGGUCUUUGGAUGAGCGGCGAUCCGAUCUGGUCACCUCCAUCAGCAGGGGUCGCAAGCAGAAGUUGAUGACGCGGGAGCGCAACUCGCCCUCAGAUGAGUCGGAGGCGAGGCUGUCGCCCGCCCGCGUCCGAGCAAGGAACCCCACCCGGCCCGAGCAUCUGAGCCACAUCACCUUCCUGGAAUACUUCCGACUGGCCACCAACGACGUCUAUGCAGAGAUGCUGAAGAAGAAGUCUGGGCGAAAGCGAAGAAGCACGGCCAACCGCCAGUUUGUAUACAGCAAACGGGCGGAUCAUGUCUCAGCACCAGAGAACUUUUUCAAACAGUACAAUAAUUUUCCUGGUGGAACCUGGAACUAG
Dendroctonus ponderosae (mountain pine beetle) is the source of this 492-nucleotide messenger RNA. RefSeq lists its product as uncharacterized. The coding region runs from base 70 to 492 and encodes 140 amino acids. NCBI's taxonomy places the organism in Eukaryota, Metazoa, Arthropoda, Insecta, Coleoptera, Curculionidae. The record is from RefSeq and is a predicted model, not a curated record. The transcript has 3 exons.